This is a messenger RNA of Pundamilia nyererei, 1068 nucleotides long. It is a transcript of the gene bola1, whose product is annotated as bolA family member 1. Bases 131 to 583 code for a protein of 150 amino acids. The record is from RefSeq and is a predicted model, not a curated record. Lineage: Eukaryota; Metazoa; Chordata; Actinopteri; Cichliformes; Cichlidae. Gene Ontology annotation, cellular component: mitochondrion. The transcript has 2 exons.
UUGUGUAUUUACUCCAGCCCAGCAGGUGGCAGUAACACGCUGGUUGUCAACAUCCAAAGCCAAGUAGAACAACGAGACAGCGUCAGCACUGAGCAUACUUUGCUGGAAGUUGGUCAACUGCUACAGCUUGAUGCUUCCCAGCGUCCUCCGCUGUGCUCGGCCCGUAUCCUCCCAUCCUGCUUUAACCCGUCCCUUUGCCCACUUCAGACCACAUAUGGACCCAGACCCCAGCCGGCCCGUUCAAAGGGCUAUCACAACCAAACUGACCAACGCGCUGAAGCCAGACCACUUAGAAGUCCAAAAUGAAAGCCACAUGCACGCUGUGCCCCCCGGUUCGGAAUCCCAUUUCCGUGUCCUUGUUGUCAGCUCCAAAUUUGAGGGCCUGCCGCUGAUUCAGCGUCACCGUCUGGUUAACGAAGCUUUGAAGGAGGAGUUAAGUAGCUGUGUUCAUGCACUGGCGAUCCAAGCAAAGACUCCUGAGCAGUGGCAAAGUAACCCUACCGUGGCUAAGAGUCCGCCCUGCAUGGGAGGUUCGAAAGGUGAUCACACAGUGGAGGAGAAGUUAAAGGCUGGGCGAGAAUGAAGUGUUGGACUGUGAAGUAGUUUCACUGUGCUGAGGGACUGAAAUGUGAAGACUACAGGAAAAUACUUGACAAGUAUAAAGAGCAGCAUUUCCUCUUUUAUUUGGAGAUCAUUUUGUUGUGGUCUUAUUUCUAAAUCUUUUCUUUAAUUCAUUAAUAAUGCAAAAUUUGGUUUGAAUGGUUCUGUUGUUAUAAAACUGCAUAUAAAUUAUAUGAUUUUAGAUGGUCACAGGUGUUUUUAUCAUCCAGGUGCUGCAUGAAUACAAUACAGGGAUGCACUCUUCUUCUUUAAUAAGCUACUGUAUGGUUUUAUUUUUGUUUGAUUUGUGCUCAUAGCAUUUAGUGAUUUUCCUGAAAUCUAAAUUUCAGGAAAGCCCCUAUUUGCCUGUAUACUUGCAUUUACUUAGUCACCUCUUAGAAUAAAGCAAUGCUUGCAUUGCUGUGAGUGGCAAUAAAAAGUUCCAUUUGUGAGACUUGAUAAUUAAAA